CUAUUGGACCGUCAGAUACGCGGCAUUCAGAGAGAGGAGGAGAAGGUUAAGCUCGAGCUGAAGAAAGCGGCCAAACGGGGCGAUCGCGACGUGUGUCUCGUGUUGGCCAAAGAGAUGGUCAAUUCGCGCAAAGCGGUGAAUCGGAUCCAUACGUCGAAAGCGCAGCUAAACUCAGUGAUGAUGAAUAUGUCUCAACAAUUAGCGACACUACGGGUGGCCAACGCUAUGGAGAAGUCAACGUCGGUUAUGAAGUCCAUGCAGUCUCUGGUGAAGAUUCAGGAGAUCUCACAUGUGAUGCAAGAGAUGUCACGAGAGAUGAUGAAAGCGGGAAUCAUUGAGGAGAUGAUUGAGGAGACACUCGACGACCAGUUGGACGUCGACGACACCCUCGAAGAGGAGGCCCAGAAAGAGGUGGACAAAGUGCUAUGGGAGCUGACCGCUGGCCAAUUGGGUGCCGCGCCCGCAGCCGUGUCCGACACAUUGCCGUCGGUGGGCGAGGCGUCCGCAGCGCCCGCUUCCGCAUCGGCUGUCGACGAAGACGAAGACAUCAGUGAAAUGCAACAACGAUUACAAGCGCUCAGGAGUUAGACACCUGACCAUCAGUUUGUUGUGACCAACGCUUGUCUUAUUAUUAUUGACACAAUUUUCUGUUGAAAUGAUUUCAUAUUUUAUGUUAUCUUUAUUUUUUGAUUGACUUUUUGUUGCGAAAAGUUAUUAUAUAUUUUUGCACUCAAUAUCAUUGGUGUCCUUCUCUUGUAUUCAC
This is a messenger RNA of Medioppia subpectinata, 763 nucleotides long. The record is from the annotation of a GenBank genome assembly. Lineage: Eukaryota; Metazoa; Arthropoda; Arachnida; Sarcoptiformes; Oppiidae.